CCUAGCCGACAACCGAUUAUUGGCACGUUGGAAUGAUGGCUGAGACGCUCCGGAUAUGGACCGUAAGCUCUGGAGGCGGAUGAGUUGACCAGGCCAAAAGAAUGCGUGGUGGUAACUUAAUCGUGCGGAACAGGCAGUCAUAGCAUGAUAGCACAUUCCGAAUCGGUCACUUUCAAUUGGUGCUUACUUCGGGCGGUUUCCAGAGCAUUACAAGACACCCUGUCGCCACUGCAUGGAGGACGACGAAACAAUAACCCACAUUUUUUUUUAUGAAUGACGCGUUUUGCAUGAAGGGUGAUAGGGACAAUGAAAUGAGAGAGAAAGAACUGGUCCGUGUUCGGCAACGGGUCUUUCCUUGUACAGGGACAAGGCGACCUUAAGACUCACUGCCCGAUUUCUUUCAUGUGCUCUAAGGGAGUAAUCUCAGCAGGAUUUCUUACUAAAGUGGUUUCUGAUACGGUCAGAUCUAUAUUCGCGUUUGGGUUCGGUUGGAUGUUAUGAAAUUAGUAACAGCAAAACUAAGUACAUGUGCAUAAGUUAAACACUUGAACUUGAAAUUUUGCAUAAUUAAAAAAAAAUAAAACACAAAAAAUGAAAAACGUAUUAAGCAGUUACGUAUUUCUGCAGUCAAAGUACACUAAACAUCGAAGCAAUAAUUGUGAUAAUGAUUCCACAUUGAACACAGAUAAUGAAAGAAACAAUUAACUGUUCGAUUCAUCCCCGAGACUGAAGACGAGAUAGUUGACAAGGAUCAUCCCGAAUCAAGUACUCUUAUAUCAGGAAAAGAAAUGCUUGCAAGAAAAACUACAAAACAGAUCAAAAGGAAAAAGACAACAGUUCGAAAAUCAGAAAAGUCUUUGAAUAUUUUAGACAAGAAAGUGGAAAAGAUGAAAUCAAACAGUGCAAGCUUUGAUAACUUUAUUUCUAAAAUACAAGAAUGGAUGCGAAUAAAAGCUGGGAUCGCAAAACAAAUGUUUGAACUUAUUGACAGAGAAGGCGAGGGUCUACUAACCUAUGACCAAUUUAAAGCAGGCAUGUUUGACAUGAGAGUACCAGCAACCAAAGUAGAACUACAUCUUCUAUGCAGACUGCUAGAUACGAAUGACAACGGCAAAAUAGAUUACAAACAUUUAGAAAAUAUUUUACAAUCGGUCAGGCAAAUAAGAGACAGUGAACUAGAGCAAUUCAACGAGCAUCAGCUGCUCCUAGCUACUAGUCAGAAAACACUGCCUUGUCCUUGUUGUCCAAUGCUUAGAGUUGAGCCUACUAAGGAUCUAGAGUCAAGAUGCAUUUUGCUAGAAUUACGAGCCAUCGCAUUUGAUAUGGUCAACAAUCACCCUGGUCAUUUCAAAAUUUUAGUUCACUCCAAGUUACCAGUCUGUGGACUUGUUCAAACAAUUAUUAGCCAAACAGGAAUCAGUUCAACAAAGCUGGCAAUAUUCUACGACAAAACUCGCUUUGCAGAGUCCGUUUUGUCUCCAAAUAUGACUCUUGAAGAGUGUGGAUUUAUUGGAGAUUUCAAGGGAUGUCCUGAGGAGGUCACCUUGUUCUACGAUUACACAGUUGAGUUCACUGAAUGUCCAUUAUUGAUGAGCGACUUUUAUUUUGAAUAAAAUAUAGUCCAUGUUAUUACCUCCAGCAACUUGUAUUUGCAUAAUAAACAAUUUCAUUGUGGUGAAA
Molecule: messenger RNA, 1680 nt
Organism: Biomphalaria glabrata
Lineage: Eukaryota; Metazoa; Mollusca; Gastropoda; Planorbidae
Product: microtubule-actin cross-linking factor 1, isoforms 6/7-like
Exons: 6
Coding region: 789-1613 (274 amino acids)
Molecular function (GO): calcium ion binding
Source: RefSeq, a predicted model, not a curated record